Micromonas commoda is the source of this 945-nucleotide messenger RNA. RefSeq lists its product with no specific name. The record is from RefSeq and is a predicted model, not a curated record. NCBI's taxonomy places the organism in Eukaryota, Viridiplantae, Chlorophyta, Mamiellophyceae, Mamiellales, Mamiellaceae. Gene Ontology annotation, cellular component: mitochondrion. The transcript has a single exon. The coding region runs from base 1 to 945 and encodes 314 amino acids. Gene Ontology annotation, molecular function: protein-containing complex binding.
AUGUCCGUCGCGGCGCUCGCGAAUCCGCGCGUCGCGCGUCCCGCGCUCUCCGAGCGCGUCGCAAAGCGUCCGAUGGGGGCGCCACGUCAGCUGGCUCUGAGAGUAAACAACGCGGCGAGGGACACAGCUGGCUCUGGAGGGACGAAGGGCAAGCUGCUCGUGCUCGGAGGGACGGGGUUCAUCGGGAGCAAGAUAUGCGAGCGCGCGCUGUCGUCCGGGUACGACGUCGUGUCCAUCUCGAGGAGGGGCGAUCCGCCGGGAGACCCGCACCGGUAUCCCGACGGCGUGUGGAAUCGCGUCGACUGGCGAAAGGGCGACUGCGUUCAGCCGGACACGAUCGCGACGGUCCUCGGCGAGGGCGGGUUCGUCGCGUGCAUCCACGCCGUGGGGAUGCUCCUCGCGUCAGACAUCAACGCGCUCGCGUCCGGCAGCGGAUCGAAACCCUCGCCGGGCGCCACGUACGACGACGUCACCAGGGUCACCGCGCUCAACGCCGCAGACGCCGCAGCUCGGCUGUGCACAGCUGUGCCAAACGCUGACACAGCUGGCGGGGGCGGGACGGGAGGUACGACGAGUAAGGCGCCCGUGCCGUUCGUGUUCGUGUCCGCCGCCGAGGCGAGGUGGACGUUCAAGGCGCCGGUGGCUUGGCUCGAGGACUACCUCAUCGCCAAGAGGGCGGUGGAGGCGCGGCUGAGGGAGAUGACCGACGCCGGGGAGGUUCGAGCCGCGUGCCUUAGACCGAGCCUGGUCUACUGCCUCGACAAGCCCGCGGCGAUGCCCGCGGUGGGGGCGUUUUACCUGGGGAACCUGCUCGGGUUGCCGUUCGUGGAUCGGCCCGUGACGGUGGACACGCUGGCGAGCGCCGCGGUGCGGUGCGUGGAGGAUGGGCGGUCGACGGGCGCGCUCGAUUAUCGAGAGAUGGAACGACUGGCGCGGGAGCUGUGA